Messenger RNA from Daldinia childiae, 1659 nucleotides. Its product is annotated as WD repeat-containing protein 5. The transcript is spliced from 2 exons. The record is from RefSeq and is a predicted model, not a curated record. Gene Ontology annotation, molecular function: protein binding. Lineage: Eukaryota; Fungi; Ascomycota; Sordariomycetes; Xylariales; Hypoxylaceae. Bases 1 to 1659 code for a protein of 552 amino acids.
AUGUCUGGCGUUGUUGAUACCACCGCCACCGCCCCCGAGCCACCAACUAAGCGUCGCAAAGUCCACGAUGACGAUAGUAUCGAUUCGACCCCUGUUCCACACUACGACACCCCAAAGGAGAAAGAUGGCAAGCAUACCCUUAGCGUCUCCAUCCGGGAGAAAACCGUAGACAGUCGCUCUGAGAGCCAAAGCCCCAGUCGAAGUCGAAGCCGGAGUCGCGAACGUCGCCGCGAGACAGAUUACUCCUCCGAUGAACGUUCGCCGCGCCGCAGUAGAUCCCUCUCCAGUUCUCGCUCACGUAUACGCUCGCGACACUCAAGUUCCGGCAGUCGAUUAUCAAGCCACUCACACUCACGCUCACGAUCCCGAACCCCAAGAUCACGCUCCCGCUCCCGCACCCGCACCCCCUCAGACUCGCGCUCCCCUCGAGCCGCAACCUCCCCCCUCCUCCGCAACACCCACGCCCCCUCCUCCUCCUCCCCCACACCGCCCUCCCGCCAACUCGCUAAACCACACUACACCCCGCGACUAGUCCUAGCCGGGCACGCGCGCGCGAUAUCGCAAGUGCGCAUCUCGCCCGACGGGGAAUGGAUCGCGUCGUCGUCCGCGGACGGGACCGUGCGCAUCUGGUCCGUGGCCACGGGCCAGCACGCCGAGACCCUGGUCGGCCACAUGGCCGGCGUGUCGGCCGUCGCCUGGGCUCCCGACAGCAAGACGCUGGCCUCGGGGUCCGACGACAAGGCCAUUCGCCUGUGGGACCGGGUCACGGGGCGGCCGGCGCGCGCGGGCAAGCCGUUGCUGGGCCAUCAUAGCUACGUGUAUAGCCUGGCGUUCUCGCCCAAGGGGAAUAUCCUGGCGAGCGGGAGUUACGACGAGGCGGUUUUCCUCUGGGAUGUGCGUGCUGGCCGGUUGAUGAGGAGUCUGCCGGCCCAUAGCGAUCCUGUGAGUGGGAUUGACUUUUGUAGGGAUGGGACGUUGGUGGUUAGUUGUAGUACGGAUGGGUUGACCCGAAUAUGGGACACAUCCACAGGCCAAUGUCUGCGAACCCUCGUGCACGAGGACAACCCUCCCAUAACAUCAGUAUGCUUCGCGCCCAACGGGCGGUACGUACUAGCCUUCAGCAUGGACUCAUGCCUACGACUAUGGGACUACGUCUCCGGCACCGUGAAGAAGACAUACCAAGGCCACGAGAACUCCAAGUUCAGCAUCGGCGGGUGCUUCGGUACCGUCCCUACCACCACCAUCGCCACCACCACCACUACCACUACCACUAAAGAUAUCGACGACGGAGAGGAAACCGGAAGAACAGCAACAGCUUUUGUAGCAGCCCCCAGCGAAGACGGCGACAUCGUGCUCUGGGACGUCCGCACCAAGGAGAUUGUGCAGCGCAUCCGGCGCGCCCACGAUGGCGUGUGCUUCUGGGUCGACGUCCACGGCGACACCAUGGUUAGCGCGGGCCAGGACGGCAAGAUCAAGGUAUACAGACAUCAGCAAGCAGGAGAUGCGAGUGCCAAAAAGGUUAACGGCGUAUCCCCCGAGACGAAGGAGGCAAAUGUGGAUGUGGAUGUGGAUGUGGAUAUGGAUAUGGGUGCUGAGAAAGACGGGGUUGAAGGAAGUGAAUCCCCUCUGAAGGAUGAAGAUGUCAAGAAGGAAGAGUAA